Messenger RNA from Lobosporangium transversale, 1084 nucleotides. RefSeq lists its product as hypothetical. NCBI's taxonomy places the organism in Eukaryota, Fungi, Mortierellomycota, Mortierellomycetes, Mortierellales, Mortierellaceae. The coding region runs from base 68 to 1075 and encodes 335 amino acids. The transcript is spliced from 4 exons. Gene Ontology annotation, molecular function: metalloendopeptidase activity. The record is from RefSeq and is a predicted model, not a curated record. Gene Ontology annotation, cellular component: endoplasmic reticulum membrane. Gene Ontology annotation, biological process: CAAX-box protein processing.
ACUUCACUCAUCUCACAACUCUUCAAGAACAAAGUUCUAUAAUUCUUUAUAAAACAAAGAAACAUCCAUGGAGUUGUUUCAUCAACAAUUCAUUCCGCCAUGGCUGGCAGGAAUCUCUUGUGUUCUUUUCACACUCCUGUUUGUAGGCUCGCUCUACUUGUUUCCUAUCCCAGGCGAUAACUCAAGGGUCAAGGAUAAAGAGAUCAAUAGGUCUUCACCAGAAUAUCAAUCUCUGAGACGUAGAUUGGGCAGAGACCAUCCACUAGUGAUCCAGCAAAGGGUCAAGGGCACUAUUUUGACUAUGAUUCUCGUCCCCAUUUACCUUUGGUUUGUCUUUUCAUAUACUGGAGUCCUUUCAUCAGAGCUGACAUUCGCAGCAAGGUUCAAUAUUUUUCUUCGACUUCUUGGCAUUAUGAUCCCAUCAAAUCCAAUCAAACUGUUAAGCCAUUUGUUUAUGCCAGUGGCAUUGGUGGCGAUUUUGUUCCUUGGUCCACUGUUCAAGAUGUUCCUUAACAAGGAGCUUCCAUUCCAAUCUCAAUUUCAAUGGACAGCUCAUUGGUGUCACUUCAAAGAGUGGAUAGGUAUUCGUAACUAUAUUGUGGGACCUAUUUCUGAAGAACAUGUUUUCAGAGCUUGUAUGGUCGCAAUUGCUGCUUGUUCUGGAGCCUCAGUGAAUGCCAUGGUGUUUGGUCUUUCGCUUGUUUUUGGAAUAGCUCAUUUACAUCAUGCAUACGAGUCCUAUGUCAAAAAUGGUCGAACGCGCCAAGCACUUGUACAAUCAAUCAUGGUGGCACUACUACAGUUGACCUAUACAUCCUUGUUUGGUUGGUUUGCUACGUUCCUGUUCCUGAGAACUUCAAAUAUUUUAGGGCCCUGUUUAAGUCAUAUAUUCUGUAAUAUGAUGGGGUUACCAGAUCUCUCCGAUAUUCAGCUUUAUGGACAUUGGAAGAAAUGGAUAUACUUUUCGUUUCUCCUCGGAAUGGUUUCGUUUGGUGUAUUAUUAGGACCAAUGACAAAUCCAUCGCUUUAUGGUGAUGCCACGAGCUCUAUAUACUGGCCGUUGAUGGUCGCAUAAAACACGUAG